CCUAGACAGCGACGAUGGCUUCCAAGUUGCCUGUAUUACGAGACUUGGGCUGAUUUAGCUGGUUCAAUUUACGCACAAGAAAUUGAGGAAGUGUCGCGUCAUGUUUCCGGAGAGGCUAUGUAAUCAAAAAGAUCAGGUGUGCAUAUCAAUGUACAUUAGAGCCGUAUGAAUAAUCACAAAUGGCCCUCGUUCCCGGCCCCGGAGUACCGUGGUCAACUCGUCAAUUCUGGAAUCGCAACGAUGCCGCUGGCGCCUUUGGCUUACGGCCUUCGCUACCUCUGCGAAUGAGGAUAGGCAACUUAAGUACAGCUAUUCUCAGGACCGCCUUGAGUCAUUAAUUUUGUUUCAUGCAUGCCCCGAUUGCUCUGCUCGAAGUCAUUCAAAGAUAGCUAGCUCAUCACAACGUCAACCCACGGUGUUAUCCACCUCCUCCCCACACCAAAUGACUUCCCCUCUUAAAGACCUGGAUAAGUCGGAGCUCUAUGCGAACUACAGCAGCGGCAGUAACGUUUAUGUUCUGGUGGUUGACAGCAUGUUAAAGCUUCCUCCAGAAGCUAACGGCGCCGUCGUUGUUGGCGGCUCGAAUGCCGCGAUAUACGCGACGUUUAUCUCGGCCAAAGCUGGCGCUCGGGCUGCUAUUCAUCAUGACUGCGGCAUCGGUCGAGAUGAAGCAGGGGUCAGAGGCCUGCUUUGGGCGGAACGACACGGCAUGGCUAUGGCGGCCGUCGCUACUGACAGCGCCCGCGUCGGCGACGGUGCAGACAUGUUCCAACGCGGGGUCAUCAGCCGUGUCAACAGAAUUGCGGCCAUGUGUGGUGUAGAGAACGGUCAAACUGUCGUACAAGCAGCGAAGCUUAUGAAAGCCGCGCCUUGGCCUCAUGCAGACGUGCAGCCGCCGGUCGAGGGACGUACCUUUAUUCACGGCGUCCUCUGCAUAGACUCCCUCUUACUCGGAAAUCCAGAAGAUUCAGGCUUGGUCGUGGCAACCGGUAGCCAUGGCGGUGCAAUCGCGGCCGGAAUGACGAGUUCAUUUAGGCCACGCCUCGCUUUCUUCAAUGAUGCCGGGUUCGGCGCUGAUCGUGCGGGUGUAGCCUGCCUUCCUAUUCUCGAUUCUGAAGGCAUUGCCGCCGCUACGGUUGCCGCAGAAUCGGCGUGUAUUGGUGACGGUAAGUCAACGCUGACGCAGGGUAUUGUCUCGGCCGUGAAUGAAACGGCAUACCGACUCGGCGCCAGAGUCGGGGAGACGGCCCUUAUAGUGGCACGCACCGCGGUGGAGAUAGCCUGAAUAGUUCACUCAGAACAAUCCAAAAUGAAGCUGAAAUGAUAUCAUCUGGCCAUACAAAGUAGGCUGGACACGCCCCACCAAAACCACUUUUACACUAAACAAACUUUAUAUUAAUGUUGGCCGAUUAUAGUGCAAGGAAUUUUAGUGCAGUAUUAGUGUGUUCCAAUAUUGCAAAGGGAAAGAAGCCUGAAUUUUGAAUAACUGGAAACUAGACCUAAUUUAUACCCAAUUUACUAGUGGAGCUGAUCGCUAAUAAUUACCCAAAUAAUGGUAAAUUGUCGGAAAUUGCAGAGAAAAAUAACGCGUCAAAACCAUGGUUUUGACAUACCGUUCCAUGGCGCAUUAUUAUCGCACUAGCUUGCUGACA
This is a messenger RNA of Talaromyces proteolyticus, 1652 nucleotides long. RefSeq lists its product as uncharacterized. The transcript has a single exon. NCBI's taxonomy places the organism in Eukaryota, Fungi, Ascomycota, Eurotiomycetes, Eurotiales, Trichocomaceae. Bases 443 to 1285 code for a protein of 280 amino acids. The record is from RefSeq and is a predicted model, not a curated record.